CUCUGAAUUAUUUCUUAUUUCACUGUCAGAGAUCCGGCUGAGCUCAAGAGUUAAGGUGUGCUGAAUGAUUUGUGCCAUGCUCGCUUGUCAGGACCCCUCGGCCUGGAGUAUCUCUAUGGCCACGGGCAAGUUACUUCACAUUUUUACGCCGAUUUUGCAGACCAAGUUCCAUCACAUGCUUCCAAACUGUCCCUCUUGGAUCCUACAUCAUCUUCUUUUGAACUGUUUUGAUCAAACGCAUCCUGUUUGCUCGGGUUGAAUUCUCCCAAGACCAGUUCUUUAAGAAGUAUCUGUAGUCCGUGUCAAUACCUGCAGCAAGCCGGGCUGUUGGAAGACCGAGAAAAUGUCGCUGCAGCCAUAGAGCCAUAUCUCUACAGAGGACAGACGGCUGUGGAACUUAUCCAUGAGUCAGAAGAACGCUUCUUGGGAUGUCGAGUUCAAGCUGUUGUCAACUCGUGUUCCCAGUUCUGAUGUCACGAGCGAGACAAGCAGAUUACGAUCACCACCAAGAUACGUUCCACAUAUUAGAACCUCCAAACUAGAAUGAGUGGACGUACCAACUUCCAUCGACUCAUGCCUUGAUGCGGAAGUGCCUCCCUCGAACGUCGAUUGGAGUGCACCAAGAGGCUUCAUAAUUGGUUCGCACUUUGUUGAAUCUUGCAUUUCAAGCUGCCUCCAUUCAAUCGCCGACCAAAAGAAGGACAAGCUCUUCUUCGAGGGCCCAGACCCAUCCGCUGAUUGCCCCUUCAUGUCGUUCAACCUCGCUUCGCCUUCGGGAACGAGUGCUCCGGUAAACAUCCUCAACAUACUGGGUUGUAAGUACUAGGUAAUUCUCACGAUGGAUCUGGUACCAACUUCCAGUCUCCAGAUCUAUUUUCCUGUGGGGAGUUAAGACUGCUCAACAGAAAUCCCCACUAGAUACCUGCUUGUCGUUAGAUCACAAAAUGGUCGCUUUGGUGUGGUCGUCCCUGCCUGUUUUACUAGAAACAAUUCUCUCCUCCCAUUCUCACCACUCAUGCCGUUCUUUCCUCUUUGAUACCUGCCCAUGCAGUGCCAAUUUAAGACGGUCUCUUCCUUUUCUCUCUUCUCCUCCUCCUUUCUUCUUUACCAUCGAUCAUCCACAUUUCCAUCAUCACAACUUUGCUCCAUCUGCUUUUGGAAUCACAUCAAAACACUUCUUCUCGAUAUUACAGUAUCGUAAUCAAUCACAAUGCAUCUCAAGAUCCUCGCGCUCAUGGCUGCAGCCAGUAUCGUUGCUGCCCAAACCCCUUCCUUCUGCGACAAGUACACCGUUGCUCUCUUCACAGACAACACCGCAGCCAACCAAUACAAGCUUCUCACUGCCGUGGUCAACACUGCUGUGAUUGGUAACUACUCAGAGACUGCCAAUGGUGCUGUUGUUCCUGGUAUUCUUGCUCCAGCCCAAGUCGGCGACGUUGCAGUCGACCUCCUACCAUACUUCAACGGUGUCCUUGCAUCUACCAACCAAGGUGGAUCUUCGGGUGUCGCUGUCAACUUCUUCGACGAUGGAGGUGCUUCUGCUCUCAAGGCUGGCAGACCUGCCAACGGCAAUACCUCCAGACAAUUUCUCCUCUUGACCCAUCUCUACCAAUACUUCGGCACUGCCCUCGGUUGCUCUAUGCAAGGUGGUUCGGACUUCCCAGAGUACUCUGCUCAUUCGUCUAUGUACAACGUCCACAAGUUUAUGGUCCUUAGCCCACCUGAGGUAACUUACUUCAUCGAACAAGUUGCUGCUUCAGCUUUGUCUUUCGGUGUCACCCCUGAGGACAUUGCUCCCGUCGGUCAAGCACUCAUGAGUUUCUUCGGUUACAGAUGUUCGCCACCAAUGACUGUGAUUCCAUCUCAAGGUGCCCAACUACAGAGUAUCUGCUCUGCUUCAGACUGUCCAAUUGCCGCCAACUCGUCAUGUGUCGGUGUUCAGAACAUUACUCAUCCUGCUGUAGCCAUUCCUGGUGUUGUCCCCACAAUACCAAGCAAGAACAUGACUUAUCCUAACAGCACCUACCCUAACGGGACCUAUCCAGGAGGUCCUCGCUACUGCAAUCCAUAUCGCUGCAAGUGUGGUUGCAGAGGAGCUGUCUGCCCAUGUGGCUAUACCGACUGCACUGGUCCCAAGUGCGAUGGUGAUUAUCCUUCUGGAAACGGUGGUUCUGGCGGUCAAGGCGGAGCCGGAGGAGCUGGUGGAGCGGGUGGAGCGGGUGGUGCUGGAGGCCAGGGUGGCCAAGGUGGUGCUGGUGGUUCUGGCUCUGGAGGAUCUGGCGGAAACGGUGGAUUCGUACCCACUACUGUCUCAACAGCUGGUGCAGCCGCGCUCGGUAUGAGUGUCAUUGCCAUUAUCGGUGGCGCUAUUGCCUUCUUCUUGUAA
Cadophora gregata is the source of this 2386-nucleotide messenger RNA. RefSeq lists its product as uncharacterized. The record is from RefSeq and is a predicted model, not a curated record. NCBI's taxonomy places the organism in Eukaryota, Fungi, Ascomycota, Leotiomycetes, Helotiales, Ploettnerulaceae. The coding region runs from base 1211 to 2386 and encodes 391 amino acids. The transcript is spliced from 5 exons.